Molecule: messenger RNA, 627 nt
Organism: Sporothrix brasiliensis 5110
Lineage: Eukaryota; Fungi; Ascomycota; Sordariomycetes; Ophiostomatales; Ophiostomataceae
Product: 20S proteasome subunit beta 4
Exons: 2
Coding region: 1-627 (208 amino acids)
Biological process (GO): proteasomal protein catabolic process
Cellular component (GO): cytosol; proteasome core complex, beta-subunit complex; nucleus
Molecular function (GO): peptidase activity
Source: RefSeq, a predicted model, not a curated record
AUGUGCGUUUCCGUCAGGGAUGUCCUGCUGGGCAUCGCGGGCAAGGACUUUGUCCUGAUUGCCGCGUCCAAGGCAUCGACGCGCGGCCCCACCGUGCUCAAGGCCACCGACGACAAGACACGGCAGCUCAACAAGCACACGCUCAUGGCCUUUUCUGGCGAGGCGGGCGACACGGUCAACUUCGCCGAGUAUGUCCAGGCCAACGUGCAGCUCUACACAAUGCGCAACGAGGCCGACCUCGCCCCCACCGCCAUUGCCCACUUUGUCCGCGGCGAGCUGGCCUCCAGCCUGCGGUCACGGAAACCUUACACCGUCAACCUGCUGUUGGGCGGCGUCGAUCCCAUCACACACAAGCCCAGCCUCUACUGGCUCGACUACCUCGCAGCCCUGGCCCCUGUGCCCUACGCCGCCCACGGCUACGCCCAGUACUACUGCCUCUCCAUCCUCGACAAGCACCACCACCCCGACAUCACUCUGGGCCAGGGCAUCAAGCUCAUGACCUUGUGCACCGAUGAGCUCAAGCGGCGGUUACCCAUCGACUUCAAGGGGAUGAUUGUCAAGGCCGUGACCAAGGACGGCAUUGUCGACGUUGAGUUUGACGACGACAAGGUUGUCAAGUGCCCGUGA